Molecule: messenger RNA, 924 nt
Organism: Danaus chrysippus (African queen)
Lineage: Eukaryota; Metazoa; Arthropoda; Insecta; Lepidoptera; Nymphalidae
Source: the annotation of a GenBank genome assembly
AUGCUGAUGACCAACUUGGAUAAGACCCUAGUUGGUUAUAAUUUUGUUUUAAAAAUAUUUUUCUUUGUUAUAAAGAGGGAGAAAUUGAAUGUACUGAUAAAUGAAAUAAAGAAUUCUGAGGAUAAAGUUAGUGAUGACAGAAAAACUUUAAUGGCGAUUCACGUGAUUUUCAUAACUUUUAUAUCCACUGCUUUGGUCUCAGCCUUUAGUUUGUUGAGCCAAUACAAAGCUGAGAUGACUGUUGAGGCUUGGAUGCCCUUCGAUCCUUUCAAAGACAGGAUGUCUUUAUUAAUGGCUGCUCAGAUUUUAGCAAUUUGCUUCGUGGUCCCUUGUCUGUAUAGAGCUUUCGCGAUGCAAGGGAUAGUAUGCAGCAUUAUUAUGUAUUUUUGCGAUCAACUAUUACAUAUUCAGGGGGGGUUAAAAAAUUUGGGAAAUACAAAACAUAAUGAGAUACAAGCUCGGAAAGAGUUUAAGGAUAUUAUUAAGAAACAUGUCCGUUUAAUGAGGUACACCAAAACAUUUACAGACAUCUUUAAAGAAUUCUUUCUGAUUCAAAAUUUGGCUGUUACAAUAGAGCUGUGCUUAAAUGCGCUAAUGGUUACAGUUGUCGGUUUGGACGAAAAAACUCUAUUAGCUAGUUUUCUAACAUUUCUCGGCCUUGCUUUAUUUAAUGCUUACAUAUUUUGUUACCUGGGCGAUGAAUUAAUUGUUCAGAGUACAGGAAUAGCGCAGGCCGCGUACGAGUCUGAAUGGACAUCUUGGCCUAUAGACAUGCAAAAAGACCUCUUGAUUAUCAUCAAAGUAGCACAAAGACCGCUCAAGUUAAGCGCUGGAGGCAUGGCAAUCAUGUGCAUUCAGACAUACAGUCAGGCUCUCUAUAACGCAUAUUCAAUAUUCGCUGUUUUAAACGAUGUUGUCGAUUAG